Molecule: messenger RNA, 1383 nt
Organism: Herpailurus yagouaroundi (jaguarundi)
Lineage: Eukaryota; Metazoa; Chordata; Mammalia; Carnivora; Felidae
Gene: CHCHD7
Product: coiled-coil-helix-coiled-coil-helix domain containing 7
Exons: 5
Coding region: 130-387 (85 amino acids)
Biological process (GO): mitochondrial respiratory chain complex assembly
Cellular component (GO): mitochondrion
Source: RefSeq, a predicted model, not a curated record
CGGGGAGCGGGGGCAGCACGUUGGGAUGCGCGCUACUUAAGGUCCAGCUGCGUGAGCCAUUGACGUGUUUGGAGCUGGAGACGGCCUGGGCGCUGGCGAAGCGGCGGCCCGAGUCAGAAACCCGUGAGGAUGCCUAUGGCAGCACGGCGGCUGAGAGAUCCAGACAUAAACCCUUGCUUGUCGGAAUCUGAUGCUUCUACCAGAUGUAUGGAUGAAAAUAACUAUGACAGGGAAAAGUGUUCCACUUACUUCCUGAAGUACAAAAACUGCCGGAAAUUCUGGAAUUCUGUCAUGAUCCAGAGAAGACAGAACGGAGUGCAGCCGUCUAUGCCUACAGCAGCAGAAAGAGACGAGAUCUUGGGGGCGAUGGGAAAGAUGCCCUACUGACUGUUUGCAUUAAAAUUGUUUAUUUAACUUAGAAGCAGAUGAAUAUUUUUAAUAAACGGUGACUGUGACCUUUGAACACCUUUCGGGCCUUACGCACACAGAUCUCCAACUCUACGAGGGCAGACAAAGUUAAGUUAGCCCCGUGUCCUCUGUGUUUGUGCUCAGUGCCAUGAUGGUGGUCCGCCGUGGCUGGCUGUGCCGUGCCGCGGAGUUCGCGUUACUUCCUGAAGGUAAGGGAGCAUUAGGAAAGGUGACAUGAGUAGUCCCGCUUUUCUGCGGGUAACCGGCACAGAGGACAAGGAAAGACUUCGCGGCAGCGCAAGGAAGGUGGUGUUUCCAAGGAUGGGAAAUGACGUGCACGGCAACGCGAUGGGAGGAAAGCUCGAGCUGGGUCUGGAGAGUGGUCUGUAGACUGUACCACCAAGAGUACGAGGUGGCGGUGGAGAGGCGGACAGAAGCCUGGGAAGGAUUCCGUGACUGAAAUCCACACAUAUUGGAUAACCUUCUGAAGGGAUAGUAUUCUUGAAGCGCAGUCAUGGGAAAAAGAUGAUUCUCUCCGAAGUGGGACUUCUCUUUGCAGGAAGAGACGGGUAGGAAGGAUACAGGGGUUCAUAGGUGAACGCACUGGGAUGAGACUAGAGCCCCACUGCGUUUUCUGCCGUAAACACAACAGCAUUCAGUAUGGUGAUGGGGGCAAGUCGUGUGGCAACUCUCAUACCCACCAGCUAUUUAAAUCCAGUUUGUCUCAUUUACAGAACAGUUUUAUAACAUAUAUUAUUUAAUAAUAUCUAAUGUAUACAAAAAAAUCAAUGAAAACAGCUUGUGUCCCUUCUCUUUAUCUGGCGCUGGGUCAAGAGUAUUAUUUUAAAGGCUGCUGACCAUAAACUAUCCGUCUCGUUGGUCUUUGUCCAAAACCCAGGUCAGAUGUUUUUAGGCCAUCUGACCCUGAUUGUUAAAUGUGAUUCUGUUUGAAUAAAAGAUGGACUGUUUGAGAAA